Frieseomelitta varia is the source of this 1108-nucleotide messenger RNA. Its product is annotated as B-cell receptor-associated protein 31-like. Gene Ontology annotation, biological process: intracellular protein transport; endoplasmic reticulum to Golgi vesicle-mediated transport. The transcript has 4 exons. Lineage: Eukaryota; Metazoa; Arthropoda; Insecta; Hymenoptera; Apidae. The record is from RefSeq and is a predicted model, not a curated record. Bases 189 to 893 code for a protein of 234 amino acids. Gene Ontology annotation, cellular component: endoplasmic reticulum; endoplasmic reticulum membrane.
AAUUUUUAAUGAAAUCUAUCACAUUGCAAUAUAUAAAAAUAUAUUGUUAUAUUAUGUAUUUCCAUGUGAAUUAGCAAGUAGAAAUAUUGGCAAACCUGACGAUGAGUCAAAACACGUAUCUAGGUAACAGCUGUGACCCAAAAGAAGAUAAAUAGAAGAUAUUUACAUAGAUUGAACAGAAAUUAAUCAUGAGUCUGCAGUGGACUUUAAUUGCUGGAUUUCUUUAUUUUGAAAUUGUGGUAGUUCUAUUAUUAGUAUUACCAAUAAUUUCACCAACAAGAUGGCAGAAAUUAUUUAGAUCCCAGUUUCUGAAAAGUUUAAGCGAUAAAGCAUCAAUUUAUUUUUUGUUUUUGCUUGGAGUAUUAGUUUUGUUUUUAUUGGAUUCUAUAAGAGAAAUGAGAAAAUAUUCCACAGCUCAUGAAACUAAAGAGCAACAUUUGAAUGCUGAAAUGCAAGGUAAUAUGAGAUUAUUCAGAGCACAACGAAACUUCUACAUAUCUGGCUUUGCAUUGUUUCUAAGUCUUGUCAUACGCCGUCUUGUAAUUUUAAUUUCUGGUCAAGCCACUUUGCUAGCGAAAAGUGAAGCUGUUAUGCGUCAAGCUGAAUCAGCAACUACAACAGCCAAACGUUUGUUGCUACAACAAAAGAUAAAUACAAAGGAGACCGCAGAAAAUGAUUCAAACGAAGCUCACGACAAAGUACUAUCAGAAUGGAAAAAUCAAAUUAAAGAAUUGCAAACGAAAAAUCAAGAAUUGGAAAAUCAGCUUGCAAAGGAAAAGGAAGAUAAAGAAGCUAUAAAGUCACAAGCUGAAUCUCUUGCUAAGGAAUAUGAUCGUUUAAAUGAUGAACAUAGCAAAUGUCUGCAAUUAGUUAAUGAUAAAAAAAGUGAUUAAAUAGUAUUUUUGUUUCUUCCUUCUGUUUUCCUCCUAUUCAAUCUUCAUAUAAAGAUUUGUUGUGAUUGAUAUUUUAUAUUAUACAAUACUGUAUGUACUGCAUAGAUAAUAAGAUAAACAAGAAUAAAUAAUAUAAUAAGUAACUCUAAGUUAUACAAUCGUGUAUAAUCAAGUUGCAAGAUAUAAACGCCUGAAUAUAUUUAUUUAAUAUUGUA